Pyrus x bretschneideri (Chinese white pear) is the source of this 2381-nucleotide messenger RNA. Its product is annotated as protein EXECUTER 2, chloroplastic-like. Gene Ontology annotation, biological process: singlet oxygen-mediated programmed cell death; response to singlet oxygen. Gene Ontology annotation, cellular component: thylakoid membrane. The record is from RefSeq and is a predicted model, not a curated record. The transcript has 12 exons. Gene Ontology annotation, molecular function: protein binding. Lineage: Eukaryota; Viridiplantae; Streptophyta; Magnoliopsida; Rosales; Rosaceae. Bases 45 to 2027 code for a protein of 660 amino acids.
GGAGGGAAGAGAGAGAGAGAGAGGAGAGAGAGAGAGAGAGAGAGAUGGCGGUGGCCAAUGGAUGGGGCGUGGGACAAGCAAUCCCACUGCCCCAAUUCGGACCCAAUUGCUGCUCCGGCUUCUUGCCCAACACCAAGUCCAAAUUCAACACUUCCAAUAAAAAUCUGAGCGUUGUUCUCAGUUGGGGCUGCUCCGCUCAGGCCAAGCUUUCAUCUUCUUCGUCUUCGAGUAGUAGCAGGAGUCGGAAGAGCUCGAAUUUGUGCUGCCGGUGCAGUGAGAGCGACAGUUACGGUGAGGACUGUGUCGGGUCGUCGUUGGAAUGGGAUUGGAAUCGGUGGAGUCGCCAUUUCUCCGAGGUCGAACAGGCUGAGAGCUUCGCCUCUGUUCUCAAGUUUCAACUUGAAGAUGCAAUUGAGAAGGAAGAUUUCGAGGAAGCUGCAAAACUGAAAAUGUCUAUUUCAGAAGCUACAUCAAAGGACACUGUUGCUGAGAUCAUGUCUCAAUUGAAGAAUGCAAUUGAGGAAGAGCGUUACCAUGAUGCUUCGAGAUUGUGUAGAUACACAGGAAGUGGACUGGUAGGUUGGUGGGUUGGCUACCCAAAAGAUUCAGAUGAUCCUUUUGGAAGACUAAUACGAAUAACUCCUGGCGUGGGCAGAUUCGUUGGGAGGAGUUACAGUCCAAGACAGUUGGUUGCAUCAUCGCCAGGAAGUCCCCUAUUUGAAAUUUUUGUGGUAAAAAAUGCUGAUGGGACAUACGUUAUGCAGGUAGUGUACUUACACCAACCCAAAGGCAGUUCAACAAACUCCGGUGUUACACCGUCCAAACCUGAAAAAGGCUCAUCCACUUCCGAACUUGAGAAUGCAACCCUAGUAGAUGUUCAGAAAAAUGAAGGUAAGGCCGAGAGCAGCGAGGAAAAGGGCCUUAAUAUUGAGGGAGCAACUGAGGAGGGAAUAAAAAGUGUGUUAAAUUUUCUUAAGAAAAAAAUUCCUGGACUGAAAGUUAAAGUCAUGGAUGUUGAUAUUGCUAAGGAAGUGAUAGAGGAUGACAAUUCUGCAAACCAAUUGAUGCAAGAAAAUAGUGUCUCGUCAGAUUCUGAUGAGAAUUCUGAAGACGAAGUGGAUAAUUUGGAUGAAAUUCAGCCUGAUGAGGUCACUCUAGGAGAAGGUAGCGAUAAUAUAGAAGAUGAAAAGGAUUUGGAUAUGAAACUUUUUAUUGGUGGGGUUGUACAUAAUAAUGAGGAUGCUCCUAGCAAGGAUGAGUAUGUGCGUCGGCCUGCUGAAAUCAAAGAUGUGGAGAAAGAUUCUUUUGUGCUGCAUAUUCCGGGGAGAAGCCUAGAUCAUGACACUAGAGAAAGUAAAGCAUCUAAGUUCAAGGUGGCAGCUCUAGCACCUAAAAGUGCCGCUGAGCUCAUGCCUUCUGAGGUUGCCAAGGCAUUUUUUAAUUCUGACAAGCUUUCUUCAAAGAUGACAAGGAAUAUGCGUGAAAUAGUCAAGUUUGCUGUUAGUCAAGCUCAGAAGCGGAAUAGAUUAUCUGAGUAUACAAAUUUUAGUCGGCUCAACACCUCAAGAGGAGAUCUGGAUCCAUUUGAAGGCCUGUAUGUUGGUGCAUUUGGCCCUUAUGGCAAUGAGGUAGUGCAACUUAGGCGUAAGUAUGGACACUGGAAUAGUUCAGAAGGCAAUGACUCUUCAGAUGUGGAGUUCUUCGAAUAUGUUGAAGCAGUUAAGCUAACUGGGGACCUGAAUGUUCCUGCUGGCCAGGUGACAUUUCGUGCUAAAAUUGGGAAAGGGAACCGCCAAUCUAACCGUGGAUUGUAUCCAGAUGAGUUAGGAGUGGUAGCAAGUUACAAGGGACAAGGAAGAAUAGCGGAAUUUGGGUUCCAGAAUCCACAGUGGGUUGAAGGAGAACUUCUCCAGCUCAGUAACAAGGGCAUUGGACCAUACAUCAAAAGUGCAGAUCUUGGUUUUCUUUACAUCAUCCCCGAGCAAAGUUUCCUUGUACUGUUCAACCGCCUGAAACUACCAGAAUGAACCAAUGAUUCCUAAUCUUUUCGAGUUCUUACAACUUCGAUAUGGCAGACAGAUGUCAGAGAAGAGUUCUUCAAGUGUACCGUAUCUGAGCAAAGAAGUUAGCGCCGCCUACUUAAGUACGCACUCUGGAGUUAUUGGUUUCUAGUUUUUUGUUUUCCUCCCAUGUUCAACUUCCAUCUGCUACCCCCAUGUAACUCCAUGAGCUUUAUAUCAUUUUUGCUGACCAAAUAUAUAUAUAUACACGACCGGUACUGAAACUACGAUGAUGCUCCAGGUCGUGAACAUUUCCGGAUACUGCCCGGUUUCUCUGUGUUGACUGUUAAUGUUUUAUCGUACAAACAUGGUUUAUUAUCA